AGUAAUAGAAAUUUAGUCAAAGUGUUCGGUAGUAAUAGAAAUUUAGUCAAAGUGUAACUAACCAAAAGAAACAGAUGGAGCAGUAAAAUGUGCUUCAAUUUUUUUUUUUUUUUUUUUUUUGGUGUUUCACCUGUUCACUGUUUAGGCUAAUUCGUAUUUGGGGAUCAGUUUUGGUUGGUUAGAUUCCACUCCCUUUCCAAAUGUAAUUUAGGUUAUGAAUAUUGAACGAUUGUAAUUUUAAGAAACUAGAUAUUCCUUAUAAAUUUAUCUUAGAAAUACAAAUUUAUCUUUGUGAUAUAUGGCUUGGUCAUAUUUCUUGUGGAACUUUUUCCCCAAGACAUUAAAAUUAAUUUGUGGAUCUUUAAAUAAUGAAAUUCAAUACCAAGAAAAAUGAAAAGUCGCACAUCCAAUUUCCCUCUUGUUCUGGGUUUAGCAAGGGUUUUUCUUUAUUAUAAAACCCCCAAAUUCAGCCAUGGGAGUAGCUUUCUCUUCUCAAAACCCUAGCCCCACUACACCCAAUCCUCCCGCUGCUCCAAACAUGUCCUCUUCUCCCUCAAUUCCGCAAAACCCAGAUCCCAAAUCUUCCGAAAGUGAAAACCCAGAUCCCAAAAUCCUUGAAGAUCAAAUCCCAGAAAUCUCUGAUCAACCCAGCAAUCCAGAUGAAAAGGGGAGAGAAAAUGGCGGAGAAGAAGAAGAGGAAGAAGAAGGGGAGUGUGGGUUUUGCUUGUUCAUGAAAGGGGGAGGUUGUAAGGAUGAGUUUGUAGCUUGGGAGAAGUGUGUAGAAGAUUCUGAGAAGAAUCAGGAAGAUAUUGUUGAGAAAUGCUUUGAAGUUACUGGGAAUUUGAAGAAGUGUAUGAUAGCUCAUUCGGAUUAUUAUGAACCUAUUUUGAGGGCGGAGAAAGCGGCUGAAGAGGAGGUUAAGCAAGAAAUGGACCGUGAGGCGGCGGCGAAAAGCGACGAGCAAGGUUCCGAUGUGAAGGUGGUCGAGGAGAAAGCAGAGAUUGAGGUUCAGAAAGAGAAUUAGUGUUAGAGGUUUUGCUAAUUUUUUGGUAGCCAAAAUUGGGAAUUUUGUUUCUGGUUGACAAUGGAGGAAAGCAAUUUCUGUUAUAGAGGUAAAUUAAAUUAAAAUUUAAGACAAUUGAGUGUUAUACAAUCAUGUGGCAUCAAAAAUUUCUACUUUGUAGAGUUUGAUUUGGUGCUAAAUUAAUAAUUUUGACAGUGAUUAUUCAUGAAAUUACUACAUUUUGAUGAUUGAUGUACAUGGCAGAUUGCUGCCGCUUUUUAUUUGGAUUAGUGGAAAUUCUGUGUUUUAAUGCACUA
Molecule: messenger RNA, 1320 nt
Organism: Chenopodium quinoa (quinoa)
Lineage: Eukaryota; Viridiplantae; Streptophyta; Magnoliopsida; Caryophyllales; Amaranthaceae
Exons: 1
Coding region: 473-1024 (183 amino acids)
Source: RefSeq, a predicted model, not a curated record